UCUCUACUCAAAUUAUAGUUUCCUUUGUCAAAUUUAUUUUAGACCCCCUAUUUUUUUAGAAGGUACACUUAAAUACAUGAUUAUUUAUAGUUAUCAUGGAGUUUGUUCUCUAUAUAAUUAAACACUACUAAUAUAGUAGAGUUGCUUUGUGAAAGUGACUGAUUUUAGGUUUGCUUGCCAUUUGUUAGUAGGUUUUCAACUUCGCUCAAAAAAAAUAUUAUAUAUAACCAUCCUUAUUUACCUAGUCAAUAUAGAGGAUGAUGUCUGAAGUACCUCUAUUACCGAAGAUAACUGAUUUUUUUUAAAUUGAAUGCAUGGCAGACCCUGAACGAAAGGUAAAUCCAAUGAUAAUGGAACUGCGAUUUUAAUUUCAUGAAUACAGGACAUGUAAUGCAUUAUGGACUUCAUGUAUUGCCAAGGGCUAGAGUAAUCUCUAAAAAAUAUCUCAUUAAACUUGAGGGGAACAGCAAUAUAGUUCGGAGAAUGGGUUGUGAGUAGCUGUAGGAGACUUAAGAACUGCGAUAUUUAUUGUGUCAUAUGCAUGCUCGUGCUUGUGAUCUUCCUUCGCAUUAAAGCUAUGUUGCUCGAUGCCAUAUCCACCUUCCCAUCCCAGCUGAUAGAAGGAGCUGCAUAGGUCCCUCUGAUAAGCAUGGCUAAAACUAACAGAGGAUUCCAAAAGUGUCUCCCAGCUAUGGUUCUCGUCAUCUUCUAUUUCUGGUUCAAUCAAAGGCUUCUCUUCGGCCUCGAUCACUUUUCCUUUGAUGUCAUCAGUAUCUCUUCUCGUCACUACUUGUCUUUCAGUGAAAUCCGAAGGAGAUGCCGCAGAAGAUGAUGAAUGGCUAGUUAUUGGGGACGAAGACUCCGUUAACUGCCACAUUCCACUCAGAAAACUUUCCAAAGCCUUGAUUUGUAUGUAUGGAAUUGGCUCCACCGAGGGAUACUCGUACAGUCCACACAUACCCUUUACCUUGCACCACUCAUAAAACUCGUAAAGUUCAUUAGUUUGAACUGCAGCUUUCUUGUAUAUAUUGAAAGCGGCUAUGCAGUUUCUAUACGGCAUCUCAAGCAGAUUGUCCAAAACCCCAACUAUUUCUCUUCUGAAUUUUGUGUAACAAACGAAGCUGUCACGAAGUAUGAGUUUCAUGGCACACUGCACAAUAAAACUUCGUGAUGCAACCCCUACUGGUUGCAGCCGUAGGUUCCUCUUUCUCAUCUACUUCCUGUCCUUCCAUUGUGUUGUCAUCAAAAGCAACGCAGUUAAGGGCUUCAUCCAGAAGGUGUGCGUAGGAUGUGACAAAGUUUGUGAAGGAAACCGGACAAGAGGAAGAUUCAUCCCUGAAAUGGCAAGGGUGGAGAGAAAUCAAGGCAUUGGAACGUGUCCACAAGAGUUCAUUCCAGAGGGUGCUUUUUCCCGGGACAGAACGAAGCAAACGGUGAAGAAGAAUGAGACAUUUGAGUGCAACACGCCAGCUACGAGUGGUUCCAAAUCGACGAGUGAAGCUAACUGCGAAGGAGUUGCAGGUAGUCGGAGAAAUGGAGAAGAGUUUCAAAAGCUGCUGUAUGUACUUUUCUUGCAGAGGCACGUCAUCUGGGGUUGUUGCUUUUAUGAUGAUGAUGUUCAUGUCAGAGAAGCCACCCACUGCAACAAACUUUGCAUAGCUCAUGAAGCUGCGUUCUUUUAAAGAAGUGCAAACUUUCCUGAACCGCCUCUGCAUUGUUUUUUUUUUCUUUAUAAGCUUUUUUGGUGUAUGAGAUGAGACGGUGAUGUGGGGGUGGAAGAAGAGAAGAGAAGAGAAGAGAGAAAGAUGAUCGUUUUCAAGGGUAAACCUUAAAAAUGGUGUCCCAAGAUUAUUGUGUUUUGUUGUCACUCUGUACUAAAUUGACCUUUUUUUGGAGUGGGGUUUGGUCUUUGGUCCUGUCGGGGCUACAACUACGAGGGAAAUUGUUGUGUAGCAGUUCACAAAUGCCGGAUGGAGAUGUAAACUAAUACCUCUCGAAAGAGACAGAAAGCCUGCAAAAUUUUAGCCUUAUGCUCAAGGUAAUUUGGGUCAGUUUAGGAGUUAUGCUAUGGAAAUUCGACGAGGGCCCAAAUUGAAGAACAAUUACAAAAGUCGAAAUAAAAUCCUAAUACUUUUUGGUAUCUUUUAUGGGAAAUAUAUUCAUUCCUGUUCGAAAAUUUACUGAA
Molecule: messenger RNA, 2185 nt
Organism: Vigna radiata var. radiata (mung bean)
Lineage: Eukaryota; Viridiplantae; Streptophyta; Magnoliopsida; Fabales; Fabaceae
Exons: 2
Coding region: 1134-1682 (182 amino acids)
Source: RefSeq, a predicted model, not a curated record